AUGCAAGAAAUCAACGAGCACCCAUUCGACGAUUUGAUCAUUAGUAAAAUAUUAGAAUAUCUAUCCUCAUCCACAUUAGAAAUCAUCAAUUUAGGACAAGUUUGCAAAUCAUUCCGAAGAAUUUGUCUUCAUCCUUCCACAAAAUUAUCAUUUUCCAAUUAUUUAUCCAAAAAUCGUGAUGAAAAUUGUGAUGAAUACAAUGAUCAUGAUACAGUGAAGGAAUAUUUACCAUUUAAUUGGGAAGCAUGUUUCGAUUUUUUACAAUAUUUCACAACGAUUGAUUUGGGAUGUCAAUUUGGGAUGCCAGAUGCAAUGGAUUAUAUUGUUAAUGUGGCACUUGCAUCGACGAAAAUUGAAGAAUUAUAUUUGAAAAAUUGUGAAAUUUAUGCAUUGACUAAUGUAAAUUGUAAAAUAUCGAGAUUGGAAUGUUGUCAAGUUGUCGUUCCAUUACAAUUUGAAAGUAUUAUUCAAUAUUUUCCUUAUUUGAAACAUUUAAAAGUUGAAGAUUGUCAUGUCCAGUUGGAAUGUUCACCAAAAUUGCAAAUGAUAUGCGAAUGCUUGGAAAGUUUAGUUGCAAUUGAUUCGUUGAAAGAUUUAUUUACAAUUAAUAUUCAAUUUGGUCAAUUAACAGAAUUGACAUUUAUUUCAACGUUUGAACAGGAAAUGUAUUUUGAGAAAAUUGAUUAUUGUAUGAAUUAUGAAAAUUUUCCAAAAUUGAAAAAGUUAACUUUGAAAGUUCCAUCGAAAUGCAUUCAAUUAGAUUUACCAAUUUUGGAAGAAUUAGUAUUGGAAGCAGAAAUAGAUUAUUAUGAUUUUCGAUCAAUGCACACAAUGCUUAAAUUAGAAAAUUUAAAAAAAUUGGAAACUACUUCUUUCGAUGUAUGCAAAGCCAAUUUAAUUGCUCCAAAUUUGGAAACUUUGAUCAUUAGAGACGAAUUUAACAUUGUAAAAUCGUGGAAUAUUAAUCCGAUUCCCCAAAUCGAUAAAUAA
Naegleria gruberi is the source of this 990-nucleotide messenger RNA. RefSeq lists its product as uncharacterized. The transcript has a single exon. The record is from RefSeq and is a predicted model, not a curated record. Gene Ontology annotation, molecular function: protein binding. Bases 1 to 990 code for a protein of 329 amino acids. NCBI's taxonomy places the organism in Eukaryota, Heterolobosea, Eutetramitea, Acrasida, Naegleriidae.